Molecule: messenger RNA, 696 nt
Organism: Lolium perenne
Lineage: Eukaryota; Viridiplantae; Streptophyta; Magnoliopsida; Poales; Poaceae
Source: RefSeq, a predicted model, not a curated record
AUGAAGGUCGGGCUACCUCGGACUCCUGCAAGUAGCCGUUCCGCUUCUGCGUCUGAGCCCGCCCCGGCGGCCUCGCCGGCUCCGCCUCUUGCCGCUCGCUUUCUCGCCGACGAGCUGGCCGCGGCUGCCCUCGCCCGCCACAGGUCUGCCCCGGCUGUUCAGGGACGGAUGGCUCGGCCUCGAGCUCGUGCCCGCCCUCGUCUCAGGCCUGCUGCGGCGACCCCGCACCCGAGCCCUCCAGUCGCGCAUGCAGCAGCAGCCGUGAUUGCAGCUUCCCCUGCAGGUUCUGGUCCGGCCUGCCCCUCGGUCGCCUCAACGGUGGAUUCAGUCCUCCAGGCGCUGCGGGUGUCCAUGCGGGCCCCUUGUGCUGCAGCGCCGGUCGCCUCCGACGGUGCUGUGUCUAGGUCGCCUCGUCCUCGCCAUCGAUUUGGGAUGGCGGCCGCUCCUCCAACCGGCUCUCACCCUUUGGAUGGGCUGCUCUGCGACCCUGCCCUGCUGGUCAAGGGCCUCGGGUCAUUGUCGCUGCUGUCGGUUGCCUUGGGUGGCCCUGCCAAAGUGCCCCUUCUUGCCGGUGGUGCGAUGCCGGCCUUGGGCUCGCUUUGGGUUGCGUCUUUGGACUCCGACGAGGACGACGACGAUGAAGAGUUGGCUCCGCGGUCGCCGUUGGCCUCCUCUGAAGGGGUUGUUUCCGGCUAG